Messenger RNA from Entelurus aequoreus (snake pipefish), 3117 nucleotides. RefSeq lists its product as uncharacterized. Bases 1 to 873 code for a protein of 290 amino acids. Lineage: Eukaryota; Metazoa; Chordata; Actinopteri; Syngnathiformes; Syngnathidae. The record is from RefSeq and is a predicted model, not a curated record. The transcript has 7 exons.
AUGGAAAAGAUGGAGAAAGCUGUUGUUUCACGCACACAGUCUCCAGAGGCUUUUGAAAAUGAAGGGUAUAUUUUUUUACUGAUUGUAAUAUAUUUGUUUGCAGUUUAUAUAAUAACAAGUAUUUAUUUUUUAACAAAAACAGUUAUUCAUUGCGCGGAAAUUUACGCUCAACCAAGGGACGUUCUAGCAGAACCUUCAUCCAUUUUGCACGAUGAUUUAAUCGACGAUGAAGUAAGAGACGACGAGCUUUGUUCGAUUGAUCUUACAAAGUUGGAAAAUGACUCACAGGAGGGCUUGUGGGAAGAAUCUAAAGUGAUUGCUUUUUUACAAUCACAAUUUGAUGUUUCUUUUACGCCUCUGGCGCGUUGGACGCCUUUAACGGGUCUCCCGCCAAAAAGUGUCGAGGAGGUUGACAUUGAAGAACUGGUUGCAAAAGAGGAUGAAGACGAGGAAGCUUUUUUACUACAAAAGAGUGCCAUCAUUGAAGAAUUGUGCCGGGACAACAUUGUCAAAAAAGACGCCGAAUGUCCCGCCAUUGAAGAGCUACUCACCAAUGACGUUCCAGCGGAGGCUGAAGGCUUACUCGCGGUGAAAGAAGAGGGGUUUUUCCCACAAAAUACUCUCCACACCGAAGACUUGCUCGAGGACAACAUUAUCGAAAAAGACGACAAAAGUCCUACACCUAUCUGCGGCGCUAAGAAGAUAAAGAAGAAGAAGAGGAAGAGUCGUGAGCUGAGGAGACUGGAGCGAAAAAUACAACAGAUCAAACAAAACUACAAGAUAUUGGCUCCGCCAUGCCUAAUGCGAUGGGACUCGAUGAUUGCUGGUCCAAGGGGUAUUUUCCUCAUAAAUUUAGUUCGGAGGAACAUUUAAACUAUGUUGGAAAAUACCCCCCAAUCACCAAUUACGGAGUAGAACGCAUGACGGCUGACGAGCUGUACAAGUUUGAGAUGUGGUAUCAUGAAAAGAGUCAAGAGGUCUUUGAUUUUCAAAAACAGGCGAUACAUUACUGUAAAAAUGAUGUUGACGUUUUGCGGGCAGGAUGCAUCAAAUUUAGAGAGGAAUUUAUGAACGAAACGCAUGUUGAUCCCUUUAGUAAAAUUACCAUAGCCUCGGCAUGUAUGAAGGUGUUUGUGACUAAUUUUCUCGAAGCAGACUCUCUAGCCAUACCUUCCUCAGAUAACUACCGAGGGACAUGUAAAAAAUACUCACAUGCCGGCAUCCAAUGGUUAGAAUGGGAGGCGCAUCGUCGUGGAAUUUUUAUACAGCACGCUUUAAACAAAGGAGAAAAACAGAUGGGUUCAUACUUUGUAGACGGUUUUGCUGUAAUCGGCGACAAACCGUUUGUCUGGGAAUUUCAGGGAUGUUUUUAUCAUGGCUGCCCGACGUGUUUUGAACCCAGUGCCAUUUGUCCUUUGACAAACACUCGUUUUGAAGAGUUGCACAGGGCUACCGAGGAAAAAAAAGGAGGCUUUAAAGCGCGACCACAAGGUCAACACCAUUAUCAUUAGAGAGCAUGAGUGGAAUGAGAUGAAAAAAUCACACCCCGUGGUAAUAAACUUUCUCAAAACUCACAAUUUCCCCGAACCUCUCAUUCCACGAGAUGCUCUUUUUGGGGGUAGGACGAGCGCGUUUAGAUUGAGGUACACGGCGGGUGAGAAGCAGCGUGUAUUGUACGAGGAUGUCACCUCUCUCUACCCGUAUGUCAACAGUGCAUUUUCUUAUCCGCUGGGUCAUCCCAUCAUCAUCCAUACGGAUUUUGACAAUGUUCAAAACUAUUUUGGUCUGGUCAGAGCCAAGGUUUACCCUCCUCGCGGUCUCUAUUUUCCAAUGCUACCCCACAGAACGGUCAAGGGCAAACUAGUGUUUACACUUUGUCGUACAUGCGCCGAAAACAAUAACCAACAGGGGUCUUGCGAGCAUGAUGAGGAAGGUAGGGCGCUGACGGGAGUUUGGGUCACGGUCGAAUUUACCAAAGCUCUGCAGUUGGGGUACAGAGUUGGUAAGAUUAUGGAGGUGUGGCACUUUGAAAAGCAGAGCCGUAGCGUCUUUACGGGUUACGUUCAAACUUUUCUAAAGGGGAAGCAAGAAGCUUCUGGGUAUCCUAAAGAAGUCAUCGAUGCAGAAGGCAGGGAAAAGUACAUUCGUGAAUAUCAUGAAAAUCAGGGAAUACUGCUGGAUGCUAAAAAAAAUCGAGCUCAACCCUGCCAAGAGACAAAUGUCAAAACUCUUUUUAAACAGUCUUUGGGGAAAGUUUGCGGAGAGACACAAUAGAACUCAGACCACCUUGGUGAAAAAAAGUGCUGAAUUUUUCGACUUUGUAUUUUCAGGAAAAUAUAAGGUUGAAUAUUUCUCCUUUCUCAGCGAUAAGAUUGCUAUGGUACAGUGGAGAUAUGGCAAAAACAGCGUGGUGCUUCCCGGUAGCACAAAUAAUGUAUUUAUCGCCGCUUUUACCACCGCUUACGCACGCUUAAAAAUGUACGGGUACCUAGAGAGGCUGCAAGAGAGAGUUCUUUACACAGACACCGAUAGUUUAAUCUACACGGUAAAUGAGGGGGAAGCUUCUCUGGAGACGGGUUCGUAUCUAGGGGAGUUGACGGAUGAGUUGGGGGGCGACAGCAUUCAAGAAUUUGCCUCUGCCGGUCCAAAGAGUUAUGCCUACCAAACCCUUCAGGGUAAAAAAACUGUGCUGCGUGCCAAGGGAAUCACUCAAACCCGUGAGUGUUGCGAGAGGGUCAACUUUGACAGUGUCAAAGAUUUGGUGGAGGGUUAUCUACAGGGAGAGGAAACGGGUGAGAUAUACACGCCACAUCAACAAAUUGUUCGCGAUAAAAGGGGCUUCCUUUUAAAAAACACUUCAUUUGAAAAGAAGUUUAGAGUGGUGUACGACAAGAGACGUCUCUUUUCUAACGGAAAAACGUUGCCAUUUGGGUAUUAGAAAAAAUAUUGAAAAAAUGGAACAAGUAGACUUUGAGCCUAGAUUUUAUACACCUUUUUCAUGCUUGAUUGUAGGGCCUAGCGGUUGUGGAAAGACUUUUUUUGUAAAACGUAUAUUAGAAAAUUGUGAACAUGUCAUGAAUUCUGUACCCGAUAACAUUGUGUGGAUUUAUACUUCCU